This is a messenger RNA of Rotaria sp. Silwood2, 726 nucleotides long. NCBI's taxonomy places the organism in Eukaryota, Metazoa, Rotifera, Eurotatoria, Philodinida, Philodinidae. The record is from the annotation of a GenBank genome assembly.
AUGCAAGAAAUCGUUGUUUUCUCUGCUCUCUUAUCUGGAAUAAAUUUCACGUGGUAUAAUGAACCGAAAAAAUGGUCCAUUAAUCAAACUAAUAUAAAUGUUCAUACCGACGGGAAUACUGACUUUUGGCGCAAAACACACUAUGGUUUUGAGCGUGACAAUGGUCAUUUUUACUAUCAAUCACUGCAUGGAGAUAAAUCGUUUACAGUUGCCGUUAAUAUACGAGGAAAAUAUAACACACUCUAUGAUCAAGGUGGUUUAAUGCUACGUACUGAUGAGAACAAUUGGAUUAAAUGUGGAGUGGAAUACGUUGAUGGUCAACAAUUUGCUAGUGUCGUAGUGACGGUCAAUGGAUGGUCGGAUUGGAGUGUAGUUUCGAUCAAGGCACCUGAAGUUUUAAAGUUACGAGCCAAAAGAGAAAAAGAAGCCGUACAUAUUGACUUUGCUGAGGGUGAAGAUGGAGAUUUUAAAAUGAUGAGAUUGGCUUAUUUACCAGUGACAGACAGAUCACGAGCAAUGAUGGUUGGAAUUAUGUGUGCAUCUCCCAAUAAUGCUACACAAGGAUUUGAUAUUAGUUUUGAACAUUUAAAUAUUGCGGUCGAUCCGAAUACAAAUGGAAGCGAACGUGUCCGUUGUUGCUAUAUGUUUUUUUAUUUACUCAUUUCAUUCUUACUUUCAUUCUAUUACAAAAACUCACUGUUUACAAUAGAGACAUGUGACAUAUGA